CUAGCAUAUAGCGUGAAGAAGCUAGCACCACACUGGGCACAACAUCGAGCACAGUGGGGUCAGGCCAGCCUAACGAGAAUAAGGUAAAGGCCGGAGGGGCACGAAACUCAGAGGAUUAGAUUCAACAAUUGGAGACAACGGUCGCGAAAGGCUGGAACUUGCGAGUGGUCGAAGCGGCCCCCAAAAACGUCGCCAUGAUAUACAAAGAGUGUAGUUAGGGCCGCGUUGAUAAGGCUGGCGUAUCGCCUCAUUUCUACUUACCCCUCCCCCUCUCCGAAUUGCCAUCAGCUGCAAGCCUUCCCUGGUGUCACUUUUGACAGAAACCAUCAUGACUAAAGAGACCCCCAGUCCGAUGCUGGCGCUGGCCCGUCAACUCGAGGCUGCGACCAACACCCCCGGCCAGCUUCCCCCGCCCAGCGAUGCGCUACACUCGCGACUACUCGCCGCGACGCGUAAUCUCCUGACCAGCCUGGAAACCCCGGAGAGCCAAUUGAUGCAUCUGGCCAAGGCACCUGUGGCGCAUGGGGUGUUACGCGCCGCCCUGCGCAUCCGACUGUUCGAGCGCUUCGACGAGGGCCCUCCCAGCGCCCCGGAUCUGGCGCAACGCUGCGGCAUUGAUGUCGCGCUUCUUGUGCGUCUCAUGCGAACCCUGGCCGCCAUCGGCAUCUUCACCGAACCCAGCCCGGGGGUCUACGCCCAUACCCUACAAUCGCAAAGCCUGCGCCAGCCCCAACACCGGGCCGUGAUCCAGGGCAUGGCCGAGACCGCGACGUUGAUGACGGCGCUCCCCGACUUCCUCGGGACCCACAAAUGGCAGAACCCCGUCGAUGCGCAGCCCACCCUGUUCGGAUUCGCCCACCAAACCGACCAGACCAUGUUCGAGUGGCUGGAGUCGCAGCCCGAGCAGCGCGCCAUCUUCGCCGCCUUCCAAUCCAGCACCGCCGCCCUCGCCGUGUGCCAGCUGCAGCCCUUCCUCCGCAGUCUGCUUAGUGCGCCAUCGGAGGAUUCUUCGAACGAUAGAACCAGAGAAGCCAUGCUCGUCGACGUCGGAGGCGGCCGAGGCGCCGUGCUCCGCCAAGUCAGCGACGAGCUGGAUCCGCCGCCGCGCGGUCGCAUCGUGCUGCAGGACCUGCCCCAAGUCUUGGAGGGGGUGGACGGCGGCGACCGCAUCGAGGUGAUGCCCUACAACUUUCUCCAGUCCCAGCCCGUUCACGGAGCCCGAACUUACCUCUUCCGUCACAUCUUCCACAAUUGGAGCGAUGGGGUGGUCGCGACCAUACUGCAGAACACCGUGGCAGCGAUGGCUCCGUCCUCGCGGCUGGUCAUUGUCGACCUGGUGCUCCCGGACGGAGGAGGCGCGUCCCCCUACGCGGCGUUUUUGGAUGUGAGCAUGAUGGCAUUUGGAGGCAUGGAGCGCACCGAGGCGCAGUGGCGGGGGAUAUUAGGGCGAGCCGGGCUGCAGGUGCGCCGCAUUGAGCCGUUGGAUGCGCUGACCCCGGGGUCGGACCAGGUCAUUGAGGCGGUGCUGGCUUGA
Molecule: messenger RNA, 1534 nt
Organism: Aspergillus fijiensis CBS 313.89
Lineage: Eukaryota; Fungi; Ascomycota; Eurotiomycetes; Eurotiales; Aspergillaceae
Product: S-adenosyl-L-methionine-dependent methyltransferase
Exons: 5
Coding region: 329-1534 (401 amino acids)
Molecular function (GO): O-methyltransferase activity
Source: RefSeq, a predicted model, not a curated record